AUGAUGUCUAAUCAUCAUCAAGGAGAAAGAAAGGAUGUUUUCCACAUGGUAUUGGAGAGAAACAUGCAGCUACACCCUCGUCAUUUUGGUCGUGAUCUCCGGGAUAAGCUCGUGUCCAAGCUCAUGAAAGACGUCGAAGGCACUUGCAGUGGUCACCAUGGAUUUGUUGUUGCAAUAACUGGGAUUGACAAUGUUGGGAAAGGGCUGAUUCGUGAUGGGACCGGAUUUGUUACUUUUCCAGUUAAGUACCAGUGUGUUGUAUUUCGACCUUUUAAGGGAGAGAUUCUGGAAGCUUUUGUUACAAUGGUUAACAAGAUGGGAUUUUUUGCCGAGGCAGGUCCUGUCCAAGUUUUUGUAUCCAAUCAUUUGAUACCUUAUGAUAUGGAGUUCCAAGGUGGUGAUAUCCCGAAUUACACUACUUCUGAUGGUUCUGUCAAAAUACAGAAAGAAAGUGAAGUUAGGCUGAAGAUAAUUGGAACUCGAGUUGAUGCUACAGAUAUCUUUUGCAUCGGCACCAUAAAAGACGAUUUUCUUGGUGUGAUCAGUGAUCCAGGUGCAAACUCCUGA
This is a messenger RNA of Salvia splendens (bonfire salvia), 567 nucleotides long. RefSeq names its product DNA-directed RNA polymerase II subunit RPB7. The transcript has 7 exons. Bases 1 to 567 code for a protein of 188 amino acids. Gene Ontology annotation, molecular function: translation initiation factor binding; single-stranded DNA binding; single-stranded RNA binding. The record is from RefSeq and is a predicted model, not a curated record. Gene Ontology annotation, cellular component: P-body; RNA polymerase II, core complex. Lineage: Eukaryota; Viridiplantae; Streptophyta; Magnoliopsida; Lamiales; Lamiaceae. Gene Ontology annotation, biological process: transcription initiation at RNA polymerase II promoter; positive regulation of translational initiation; positive regulation of nuclear-transcribed mRNA poly(A) tail shortening.